Messenger RNA from Pristis pectinata (smalltooth sawfish), 551 nucleotides. It is a transcript of the gene c31h19orf53, whose product is annotated as chromosome 31 C19orf53 homolog. The transcript is spliced from 3 exons. NCBI's taxonomy places the organism in Eukaryota, Metazoa, Chordata, Chondrichthyes, Rhinopristiformes, Pristidae. Bases 140 to 403 code for a protein of 87 amino acids. The record is from RefSeq and is a predicted model, not a curated record.
GGUCGCCGCCCCCCUCAGUCCUCCCGCUCCCCGCCCCGCAGUCCUCCAGUAUCCCAGCGUGCCGCGCAGGCGGUCCUCCCGCUCCCCGCCCCGCAGUCCUCCAGUAUCCCGCCGUGCCCCGCUCCCAGAGGCCUUUGCCAUGGCGCAGGGUCGCUUCAAACUGGCGGCGCGGAGACCGGCGGCGGGAAAACCCCGGAGCGGAGCCCGGGGGCCGCGGAAGGGAGGACGAGUAAUCGCUCCCAAAAAGAAGCAAGUGAUUCAACAGCAGAAACUAAAGAAGAACCUGGAAGUAGCUAUAAGGAACAAGAUUGAACAUGAUGUCACCAUGAAAGCCAGCUCCAACAUGCCCAAGAAACUCAACAUUGUGAAAGCACCGCAGAAAAAACAAACAGCAGACAAAUAGGCACAUGCAGGAUUGGGAAAACCUUCGAGAUAUUGGAAAAACCUUGGAGAUAGUGGGAAAAAAAACAGAAGGCUACCCAGUCAACAGUUGCUAAAUGAGACCUCUGGAAUAGCCCUGACACAUUGAAUAUUAAAAACAGUUGGUUUUA